Cyphellophora europaea CBS 101466 is the source of this 2217-nucleotide messenger RNA. RefSeq lists its product as uncharacterized. The record is from RefSeq and is a predicted model, not a curated record. The transcript has a single exon. Lineage: Eukaryota; Fungi; Ascomycota; Eurotiomycetes; Chaetothyriales; Cyphellophoraceae. Bases 1 to 2217 code for a protein of 738 amino acids.
AUGACUGCGCAACCUCAAAUUGGGGCUCCAGCCCUUGAUGAAUUCAUGGAUCUGGCUUCGUCGCCUUUCCAUAACGUAGAAGAUCUUGAACUCAACUUCGAUGACAUGGAAAACCCUGAAGUCCACGAUACAGAAGAUAAUCAAAUGGAUGAGAUGGGUUCUGAUGGGGCGGUCGUUGAUGAUGUGAUGCAGGAAGAAGUCGAAGAAGAGCUGCUAGAAGAUGAGAAUAUGCUCGAAGAGCAGGACAAUCCCCAGACUCAGCAAGGAGUCGAGUUCGAAAUGGACGAUACCCACCAGGCGAAGGAUGAACAGUACGAUCCUGAAGAUGACACAAUACUCUACGACGAAGAUGAAGAAGCCAACAACGAUUCUGCGAACCUGCAGCAAGACUACGGACAUGAGCUCGCCGAAGAUGAUGACAUUUUGGAGCCGCCGGAAGCGGAAGUGGAAGCGUCUGGUGUUCAAGACGAAAUCUCAGACGACAAGGUGCCCCAGAGUGAUUCUCGCUUGGAGACCGAAGUGCAACAAGCUGUCGGUGAUUCUGCGCCCGCAGACACUAUUUCCCAAAAGGACCAUGAUGAGGUCUCAGGUCCAAGCGUCGUUAGCAAGGAUUUUGCGGACACAUCCAGCCUCCUGAAUCCCGACCACUCAAUACAAAUUGUACACGAGGAGGCAUCUGAGGAUGCAGAUCAUGAGCGUGAGGAUUUGCAUGCCGUAUAUGAGGGAUCUGAACAAGCCCAGGUUGCAGAAGACCCUGAGUCUUCCGUGUAUCCAGCUGAGGCACCACCUGCGGAGUCCACCCAAGAGAGCUCAGAGUCUGAAUCUGAGGACGGACAACUCGUCGAAGACUCAGCAAUCCAAGAGGCUUUACACGCGAUUCGAGUCGAGUGGAUCGAUGCUCGCAACAGGUUUCCCCUGUUUCCUUCGGUCGAUGGAGACACUUCUGAGUGUUUUCUCCACGAUACAGGCUUGGCCUAUGAACCACUAGACAAGCUUCUCGCAGGAUGCCAUGCAAUCGUUGAGCAAGAGCUUGGUGUCAACGACGAAUUAGUGCUUGACGUCCCAGAUCUGGGCCUUCAUAUCUGCGAAGACUCUAAGUAUGCCGCAGAGCUCACUCUGGCCCAGAUCGUGGAUAUUUACUUGAUGCUCAAGCGUAAUGAGUCAGCUGGCCCGGUCACCUCGAUGUACUGCAGGAUCAGUCCCCGGGUCUGCCUUGAGACUCAGUAUCGUUACCUGUAUGGUGCUGCCAGUGAUCAUCGCACUUAUAGUUCGAUCAAGAUGGAAAAUCAGUCUGCGACGCAAGAGGUCAUUCGAGGUCAGGGCGAAGAACCUGAGCCUUUCCACGAAGAAGUGCCUGACCCGACUGGUCUCGAGCACGAUACUGUAAGUGAACGACAUUUGCCUGUCGUGAACGAUAGCACACUAGACGAUAUAACCACGCUCGAAAUGGCGUCCGACGAGCAACAUGUCAUCAAGACUCAACAGCCAAGUCAUGAGACUAGUUCGGCCUUGACCAGUCAACCUUUAGACUCAACCGCCAACGAGGUUCAAUCCGGGAUGUCUGAACAGGAACAGAAUCUCCAGGUCAGGGAAGCCGAAAAUGAAGAUGCUGGUGCGGAUGGCGAUAUUCUCGAAGCUCUUGACGACGAAUAUGAGCCUGAGGACGACAGUAAUCUCAACCACAAGUUCGACCCUGAGCUCGAAGACAGCAAUAGUUCUCACACCGUCGAGGGCGAGUUUAAGUCCAGCCAUGAAGAUGAUGCUGAGAAUAUGGCGCCUCAUACCAAUGCCGAGGAAGACUUCGAGACAAAAGUCGAUGAGCAACCCUCAGCCGAUGAUGCUCAGCUACAGAACCUCCCGGAACCCGAGGCCGAGGCUGAAGGGGAGGGCGAGGAUGCAGAGUAUUUCUACAACAGCGACGAGGAGUUCCUGAGCAAUACUGGCGAGGAUGGUACAGAAAACGCCGCCGAGGAGACCAAACCCCAAGGCGAGGAUGGAGUCGACCUCGAAACCCCCGACGAUGGCGAGGGGUCUUAUCAAGAUGUCCAGAUACUUCGCCAGGGCGAGGAAGGAUUGCAGGACGGAGUCGAUGUCAACGGGGUGCCUCCUGUCACACCGGAAAAGGCUGCUUCAACAAAACGAAAAGCCGUUGACGACGACGAUUUUCUGGACCUUAGCAUCGAUACGCCCGAGCCUAAACGUCGCCGUCCAUCUUGA